This is a messenger RNA of Pogonomyrmex barbatus (red harvester ant), 608 nucleotides long. RefSeq lists its product as uncharacterized. NCBI's taxonomy places the organism in Eukaryota, Metazoa, Arthropoda, Insecta, Hymenoptera, Formicidae. The record is from RefSeq and is a predicted model, not a curated record.
ACUUUACGGUACCACCAAGUUCUGGAUGACUUCUCGCAAUUUCAGGGAUGGAGCAAGAUGACGAAAGUUUGCCAAUUUGUUGUUUUAUCUUUCGGCAAAAGCAUGAAUAUUGUUCUAGUCACGUACGGGUUUGAAGCGCAGGAUUUUAUAGUUUGCUCCGGUUACAACAUGGAUGCCAUGUGCUCUCCAGAUACGCACGGAAAUAAUGGGAUUUAUGUGUUAUUUCGCUUUUUCCACUGUUCGACGAAUGCAAUUUCUGAAGAUACCGCAGAAUGUUCGCCAUACGGGUGGCGAUUUUGCUGCGUUUCGAAAUACGCGUCCGAUGUCGCGUACUUACGAGAUUUCACUGCCAUCCGUCUCGGCCGCCUCGGCCGGCGUUGCUUCGCAGCAACUAUGGGCUUCUUAACGUCCGACAGGUGAUUUACACGUGAGGAUUUACUGCUCGCAAGAUUUUACGAAAGGCUCUGACCCGCACCGAAACCGGCGUGGUGUGUCGCGAGUCCGUGGCGAGACGAUACGAUCCUUCCAAGAACGAAAAAUCAUUUUUUACAGCUACGAGCUACGAAUGCAAUGGCGAGUGGUACUCAGAGAUAGUGAUUUCAAGGUAU